AAUAAGUUGUUUAAAAAUUAGCUAGAUGAUAAAUAUUCAAAUCUGUACCAACAACUAUCCAGUGUAAGCAUGCACAACUGUAUGACGGUACAAAUAAGCCCAAUGGCUUCGUAUUAUCAAAUGAUUAUUCAACUUCUACUCAUUGCUGGAGUGAUAACAGCGGAACGAGUUAACGAUGAAUGCUGGAUUCCGGUAACAUGCGAUGGACAACCCACUUGGGUGAAGCAAUUACCGAGCAGUCCGAGUUGUUUAACGGAUGAAAUGUGGAAAAAUAAAGUAAAAGACCUAGAAGAUCAAAUAGCAGCAUUGUUUGAAAGUAUAUCACAAAUGGAGAAAAAACUUGAAAGUAUCAAAGUCACCACUUCUAUUUCACGUGACGACGGAAGUUCUACUUUGGUUCCAGAUACAACAAAUGUUCCUAUCACUAACGAAGACUAUGAACAAACUACUUUUGAGCAUCACGGAGAAGUUCAUGCAGCUACUACCAAAAUUGAAACUACUGAGAAAGCUACUACUGUACAAAAAAUUGAUGCUUUCGAAGUUCUAACUACAUCUGAAAACUGUGGGGUUGUAUACAAAGGCAAAUGCUUCCAAUUAUUUGUCAAUGAAAAAACAGGAAUCAAUUUCAGAGAUGCCCAGUCUAAUUGCAACGAAACUGGAGCAAGCUUGGCAAACAUAUAUGACCUUGCACAUUAUAAUUUGUUACAAAGCUAUGCACGCCCGAUGGUUCCCUCCACGAUAUCUGGAAUCAGCCCAUGGACAGGAAUGACAUAUCAGAACGAUACAAUCUUGCUAACUACAGGUAAAAAUGUGUCGUUACCAUGGUUUUCAAAUUUCCCAGCAUCUGAUGAAGCAAAAACGAAUGUUGUGAUGAUGAUCAGAAAAACAGAACAAAUGGACAAAGGAAUGAUGAACAUUGAGUCAUUUGAUAACACUCUUAGUUUCAUUUGUGAAACCUAACAAUGUAGUUUCAUAUACUUAAGUUUGAUUUAAAAUAUGACUGAGAAGUCGAAACCGGGAGUCAGAGUUUGUUAUGAUUUUAUUGGAUUAGGCGUCGUAUAUUUAUAAUUUAUAUAUUUUGAAGUCCGGAGUUGAUUAUUACGGUGUCGAGAGUUGGAUACAAAAUUUCAGUCAUUUCCUGGCAAUAAUUAAACAAAAUUUUAGAAACUCCAGAUUAAACCUUUGACUAAGCGUUCAAAAUAUUACAUUAAAGAAAGAUUGCAUAUACCAAAGUAUUUUUUAUCAAAAUUGGAUUUCUUCGGUAAGUCGGAGCCAAAGUAGGAAUCAAAAAAUUUUUCUGUCAGGAUUCGGGGGUCGAAGUCUAUUGUUAAUUUUACCUGACUUCACAGCUGAACUUUGAUUUAUGUAACAUCUAAAUCAAUUUAUUUUUCCUCUUAUGAACUAGUACUGCAAUACAAUAUAAUUUCUAAUAAUUUAACGACAUGUAUGUUUUUUUUUUAAUUUACAACUCUAAUAUCCAUGAUAUUAAUGGUAUGACUAAUUCAUAUCGAAUUCUUCAGAAUUAGGCCUAAUUAGGAUUAUUAAUCGAAUACUUAUUUCAAUAGACAUAUGCGACAAUGGGAGUUGAGUGGGCCAUUGUGCGAUUAAAAUGAUAUAUAUUAUUUUAUUAUAUAUCUAAUAUGUAAGCGUUUGACUCGAUAAUGCAUCUCCUGAUAUAUUAUUAUCGAAGAGACUUUUUUAAAUUAUGAUAAGUACUUGAGCAGUAUGAGAAAUAUCUUGCUGUUCAUUCAUAAAGCGCUUUCCAAAGGGAGUCAUAUAAUGUGAUUAUUAUACCUUAGCAAAGCCUUUCCUAUCGGACAUUUUACUUGUAUUUGUGUGUAGUUUUAUCAAUAUUUUUGACUUAAUUAAUUGUGAUAUAUAUCCAUGAACACAUGGGUUUUGAGAAUGAAAAAAUGAAGUUUCAAAAUAUUCAAAAGAAAAAAGGUCUCGAAAAGAUUGGGUGCCGCUGCGUUAGUAUGAAUAAACACGAUAAAUAUUAUACAAUUUGUAAAACAUAUUCAUAUUGUAUUUCUUUUUGCGUAACUUGACUUUUUCAAAUUUUUUAUUUUUGUUAUCAUUUUUAAAUGCUCAAUGUCAAAAAAAGUCAAAAUGAACAAACACUUUUGGUAAAAAAAAAUGCAAUAGUCCAAUUCAAACACUUGUCUGUCGUAAGAUUAUAAACAUAAGAAUUAAUAUAUCAAGCUCAACAUACAAAAUUACGACCUCCAGAAGUAUGUACACCAAGAUGGCGCACAACCUGAACAUAGUAUGUUCAGGUUCAGGUCAGGGUUCAGGUUGUGCGCCAUCUUGGUGCACAUACUUCGGGAGCGCCCAAAAAUAACCUAACAUGUUGAUCUGGGCUUUGCUAUAGUAAGCAUUUUUUGUUGAACAAAAUUUUUUGUCGUUCCAAGAUUCCGAUGAAGUAAUUAAUAAUAAAUUGA
Messenger RNA from Styela clava, 2441 nucleotides. RefSeq lists its product as uncharacterized. NCBI's taxonomy places the organism in Eukaryota, Metazoa, Chordata, Ascidiacea, Stolidobranchia, Styelidae. The record is from RefSeq and is a predicted model, not a curated record.